Molecule: messenger RNA, 2362 nt
Organism: Paramecium pentaurelia
Lineage: Eukaryota; Ciliophora; Oligohymenophorea; Peniculida; Parameciidae
Source: the annotation of a GenBank genome assembly
AUGAAUUAUUCAACUGUUUUAAGGAAGAAAUCCUUUUCUGGUUAAAAACACAAUCAAGCCAUUAAUUUAUUAGUUUAUGGAUGUGAAAUUUAAAAAAUAGCAUCUGGAAAUAAAUUUGAGAAAUUAUUCAUUUACUUGUCUCAUGAAAUUAGUUAUCACCUUGUUUAUAUCAUAAAUCAAUAUACAAAUUAUAUUGAUUUAAGGAAAAUUAGAUUUAUAACUGAUGAUAUUCGAGAUACUAAAAAAUUCACAGAUGAUAAAUCAGUGUUAUUAUAAAUAUUUGUCAAUGAAGAAUGUUGGUAUUUAAAAUUUGCAAAUUAAACAUUAAAAGAAUUGUGGUGGCAAGGAUUAUAAUAUUUUUAUACAAAAGCAAAAGAAGAUUUGAAAGAGUAUUAUUUAAUUUUUUUCUAUUUAGAAAAUUAUAAAUCCAAUUGAUGGCUUGGGAAAUAUUUACUAAAUUUGAUGAAGAUAGAGAUGGAUUCUUAAAUAAGGAAGAAUAAUAAGUCUUUCUUAAUUGGAUUAAAUUUGUUUAUCCUGAUAAAAAUUUAAUAGAAACUAAAUGUAUCUAAUCAAGUUUUUAAAAUAAAUUAGAAUAUAAGUAAUUUGAAGUAACAUUUCUUAAAUUAUCUAGGAAAUAAUUAAAUUACUAUACGAAUAAUCUAUUUUAAUUAAUUUGAAUAAGAUGUAUCUAAAUUCUGAAAAUUUAUUAACUGAAUAGGAUUUUAAAAAGUUUAUAAAUACUGCAUAAAGAAAAUAAUAGACAGAUGGAUUUUUUGGAUUUCCUAUGACAGCUGAUAAAUUUUAUGAUUUUCUAUUCAGUUAAUAGAAUUCUAUUUUUGAAAUUGGUAAUUCAGAUGAGAUGACAAAACCUCUAUCUCAUUAUUAUAUCAAUAGUUCCCACAAUACCUACCUUACAAAAGAUCAAUUAUCAGGUGAUAGUAGUGUAGGUUAAUAUGUAAUUGCACUAUUAAAUGGAUGUAGAUGUUUUGAAUUAGAUUGUUGGGAUAGCUAUUUUGACAAGAAUCCAGUUAUAUAUCAUGGAUUUACUUUAACAUCUAAAAUUUUAUUUGAAGAUGUAAUUAUGGCCUUAGAAAAAUUUGGUUUUAUGUUUUCUUCCUAUCCAAUCAUAUUAUCUUUAGAGUUGCAUUGUAAUAUUGAUCAAUAGGAAGUAUUAGGAUAGAUUAUGAGAACAUAAUUUAAAGAUGAAUUAUAUAUAUAUGAAUAGGGUCUUACUGUUUUACCUUCUCCAGAGAAAUUAAAAAGAAAAUUUUUAAUAAAAAGUUCAGGUAUAUUAGAGGAAUCUUAUAAUCUACAUUAAAACAAUUAAGUGAUCCGUAAAAAUAUGAUGAAUUUAGAAAAUACUAAACUACAAAAUACUAUAUAACUAAUAUAAAUAGAUUAAGAUCCAGAACCUGGUUUAAUAAAAGAAAUUGCAUAAAAAUAAAGAAUUAAUAAUAAAGCUUUAAAAAAUCUUAAUUAUGAAAAUAAAUAAAAAUAAUAUAUGAGACAUGAUGCUAUUUGUGAUUUUAAAAUGACAGGUGAUUAAGUUGAUAUGGUAAUACAUUGUAGUAUGAAUGUCAAACAUCAUCCUUAAUUUUUAAGUUGUAUAAGUUUAUUUAAUUCCCCUUUUGAAUUUAAUAAGAAAAGAACAAUUUGGAAUAUAUCUUCUUUAAGUGAAGAUAAAGUGGAUUAAAUCUUUAAGGGAGGAAAAGUAAAAGAAAUUUAAAAUCAUUUAAAUAAUUCAUUAGUGAGGAUUUAUCCUUCAGGAUUAAGAAUGAAUUCAAGUAAUUUUGAUCCAAUGCCUAGUUUCAUUUUAGGUGCUUAAAUUAUUGCUCUUAAUUUCCAAACCAAAGAUGAACCUAUGUUAAUUAAUUAAGCAAGGUUUUAAUAAAAUCUUGGUUGUGGUUAUGUACUUAAACCAAAAUAUUUGAUUGAAGGAUUAGAUGAUAUAAAUAAUUUUGAAUUUCAAAAAAAAUUAAUAACAAUUCAAAUAAUCUCUUGUUAAUUAUUUUUAUUAAACACUAAAAAUACUGUAAAUUCAUUUGUAACAGUAAAAGUUAAAGGAAAUAAAAUGGAUGAAAAUGGAUAAGAAUUAUAAACUAAUAUUCAAUAUAAUAAUGGAUUAAAUCCAUAAUUUGAUUCUAAUUAUUCAAAAAUAAAUUUUGAGAUAAAAGAUGUAGAUUAAGCUAUAUUCAUAUUUAAAGUAUUUAAUAAAUAAGAUGAUAACAAAUGCACUAUUAUAGGAUAAUAUGCAGUACCAUAUAAAAAUAUGAGAUAAGGAUAUAGAGCAAUACCAUUAAAAGAUGAAAACUUAUUAGUUAUGGAAUAUUGUUAUAUUUUUGCUCAAGUAACCAUUUAAUGA